CACCACCACCACAACAACAACAACCACAGUAACAACACCAAGUAAGAAUAUAAAUUUAAAUGAACUAAAUAAUCAACGAUUAAAUAAAAAGAUAUGUCUUCUUAUUGUUAUUUAUAUUAUUCAUUACUGAUUACAAUCAUUCAAUCAUUAUAAUAUUACAAUAUUCAUUAUUAUAAACACACAGAGGGAGAGAGAGAGAGAGAAAGGAUUCAAGUGACUAAACAACAUUGUUACCAACUAAAAAACAACAAAACUCUAUAAAGAGUGUGGUCAAUAAUUUAUCAUUCUCUCAUUAAAAUCUUGUGUUUUUCUAUAAUAUAACCAGUAACAAGAGGAGUGGUAAAAUCAACUGGAUAUUGUUCCAAUUACGGGGAGGAAAUUUCAAAAAAGAAAAACAACAAAUAAAAGAAGAUGUAUCUUUUUAGUUCAAGAAGUAAUUACCAAUUGUGAUCCAAUUAAGUUUUAUGUAUAAAAGCCAACUGCAUUUUCUCUGUGUCUUUCUAUUAGAAUAUUAUUAUUAUCAUCAUCAUCAUCAUCACUAUUAUUAUUAUUAUUACUACUACUACUACCUUGAAACAGAUUCUAUUUAUAUAGAAGACACAUAACAACAUACAAAUAUACAUUUGCAUUUACCGGGUGGGGGCGGGAAAACAAAAAGAGUAACUAUUCAUUUCUUGUUUAUUUUACUUAACCAUCUAUAUUUAUUAAUUGAUACGCACAAAUUUAUAAUAGAUAUGAAUAAAACUAAUUCAUUUAUGGCACAAAAUCAUUUACAAACAGAAUUUGAAUUACAAACACCAUGCAUUUCUAACUUUUUAGAUUAUGAUUUAUCACCAACUGAAUUACGUAAUAAUCAUAAUAAUAAUAAUAAUAAUAAUAAUAAUUUGUUAGAAGGGGGAGAACAAUGUCAAGAGAUAAGUAGACAAUCUCGGCAGCAACACCAACAACACCAACAACAAUACCAAUCAAAUCAUACUGUAAAUCACCACCACCACCACCACCAACAACAACAACAAGAACAACAAGAACAAUAUAGUGAUAGUCAUUAUUUCAAUUCUCAUUUAUCUAAUUAUCAACACAAUCAACAUUUACUUGGAGUUAAUUGUAUAAAUUCAACAAUAAAUACAAAUAUUAAUGAUGUAACAAUGUCAAUAAUGAAAAAAAUUGGUACUGAUAAUCAUUAUUGUUCAUCUGAAUUACAAACACCAAUCAAUUCAAUUACUUCAUCUCAUUCAAAAUCAACUUAUAAUUUAGGUAAACGACAAACAUUUCAUGAUAUUAAAGAAUUAUUAUUAGAUAUUUAUCAUCAUGAGAAUGAUACAAAUUACUAUGAUAUAUCAUCUAUCAAUCAUAGUAAAGAUGAUAAUACUUCAACUAUAUCCCAUUAUUCAAAACCAUCUUCAUGUAUAUCAUCAAUAUCUAAUCAUAAUAAUACUAUAAUAGAUUCAAAUCAAUCCAUUUCAUUUAAUUAUACUAAUGAUAUACAUCGAAUACAUUCAAUAUUAAGAAGAUAUGAAGAUUUACCUAGUUCUAUAAAGAAUUCAAUUGUACAUAAUUGUCAAACAAAUAAUUGUAUAAGCAAUUGUUCAUAUGAAAAUACUUAUCCUAAAUGUUCUAUCAUUCAAAUAAAUGAUAAAAUUAAUAAUUAUGGAAACAAUAAAAUACAAGAAAGUAAACAAAUCAAUACAAGAUUAUCAAAAGGGAAGUUGGAAUUAACAUUUUUACUUAAUCAAGAUAAUACCGUUCAAGAUAUUUCAAAAUAUGGUAAAGUAGCUAAAACAAUCAUCACUAAAACUGGUAUACAAAAAUUAUUUGUUAUUCGUGGACGUGUAAUUGAUACACGAAUACAAUUUAAUAAUUAUCAAUUUAAAAAUCAUAGAACAACAAUCAUUAAUUGCCAUGGUGAUAAUAAUAAUAAUGAUAAUAAUAAUAAUGAAGAUAUUGAUUUCAUGAAAAAUCAUAAAUUUAAAUUAAGAUUUAAACCAUUUACAAUAUUUGGUGGAAUAUGUACACCGGCUAUUGGUUAUAAUGAUCCAAUGCAAAUUCCAAAUAUAUUAUCAAAACAAGAACAAUUAUGUUUUAUACAAGCUGUACAAAAUGAUAAUAAUAUUACAUAUAAAUUAAUAAAUGAUGGUUAUUUAGUAAUGGAUAUAGAUUUUAAUCAUUCCUGUGAUAUUUAUCAUUUAGUAUUUCCAUUUCUUAAUUCUAAAUGUCCAAGUACAUGGAAAAAAGAUGUACAUAUUACAGUGACAUUAAUUGAUGAAAAUGAUAAAGAAUUAAGUAGCACUGAAUUUGAAGUUGUCAGUUGUGCCAGUCCUAUACGUGAUGCUCGUCGUUAUCAACAACGUCAACGUAUUGCAGAACUAGAAUUUGCAGAAAAGAAUUUGCACAAAACUACUGUCAGUGCUAAUAGUUUAUUUGAAUGGGAUCAUCAGACAAGUCAAUCAGUUUCACAGUCUACAUCAAAACUCAGCAUUUCUGAUAUCAGCCCCAAUUCAUCUGGUUUUGGUAGUCUUUAUUCUCCACUACCAUCGAUCACAUCUGAAGAAGAUCAUUUCAACGAAUUACAACUUUACUUGGCUCGAAAUGAGGCAUCCAAUCCAUCGCAUCAUAUAUCUCAAUCUAUUACUACAGAUUCCAUUGCCAUUGGUACUACUAACAAUAAUAAUACUAGUAUCAGUGAUGUGGAUAAUCAACAAUCCGAUAUUUUAUCACCAUCGACAUCGAAUGAUGAAUUAAUUGACUUGUCUAAUUGGGAUCGGUUGAAGAAAUUGAAACAAAAACGUUUAAUUAAUAAUUUAACCAAUCCACAUACCACUGAACGUAAUCCACGAAACCUGUUCAAACAGUCAACUGAACAAAUGAGCUCUAAGAUAAUGAGUUCAAAAUAUGCAAUGAAACGACAAGUGAAAGAAAUCGAUAAUGGGUCAUGUGAUGGACCAGAGUAUGUGAUUAAACUUUUUUUAGCGAGUUAGUUUUCUACGGGAUGGGGUCGCUAAAACCAUGCUCAACCCUCCUCCUUUAUCCGGGCUUGGGACCGGCAGUAGCCCCCGGAAAGGGACUCCAGGUGGAGUUUUACAAAUCACUAUUGUUCCAUUAUUUUCUCAACAAUUAUUUCAGUUAUAUAUUGUUGUAUACUUUUUUUCAGACAAAAAGUCGACGCAUUUAUCGAAUUCUCAGUCUUCUCAACCGAGAAUUAUCAAGACAUUUAUGAUAAAUCGCUCGCGCGUAAGCACGCGAUAAAGAUAGCGCAAGCAAGUGAGCGAGUGAACGAGAGAUAAAUAAACAUUCGGCACAAAACAUAAAAUGAAGGCAUUUGAAACAGAAUAAUACAUGCCAAAACUAUCUUUAUUAAUCAGAAAAUUCCACUAUAUUCAUUUUAUAUUUUGUAAUACUGUUUGUGUAUGUGUUUGUGUGCAUGUGUGCAUGUGUGUGUGUGUGUUCGUGCAUACAUAUGUAUUCAUCUAUUUACUUUCUUUCUAUUCAUUUACUUUUAUCUUUUCUUCUCUUUUUUAUUGACUUCUCUCAUUUAUCUUUUAUUUUCUUUCUGCUAUUCGUAUUUAUUUAAAACACCGUAAGUAAGUAGUAUUAAAUGUAAGUUUCAUCAUUGUUUUUGUAUUUUUUUUUUACCGAGGAAAACAAUUAUUACCAUUGAAUGCAUUUGCCCGUUCAUACAAAACUAUUGUAACUAUAGUAAUACAAAGAAGAAAACAACAACUGGAAAGAAAUAGUACAUCAUUUAAAAAUUAACAUUUGAUGAGUUGAAAGAAUGAGGGUGAGGGUGAGGGUGGGGAUGAAAUUGAAGAUGGGAUUUUUUUUUGUUUUUUUUUCACAUUAAUAGUCUUUCUUUACAUUGUCAAUGCUUUUAAUAAAAAAAAAGGACAAAAAUUAUUUUUUUUCUCUUUCACCCCCCUCCCUCUCUGUCUCUAAUUUUAUUUGUUUGAUUUUAUUCAGUUGUUUUCUAUAUUAUUGAAAUGAAUAAAUAAUAUUAGAGAAUGAUUAUGAGUGUUAGUAACAAAACUAUAAUGGUUAUAUAUAUUACGUAACUAAGAUACUAUGAUAUAUAUGUUAUUUCAUUGAAGUCAUUUUCUAUUCCAUACAGAGAUAAUGCUUUCUCCCUUCUUUCUUUCUUUCAUUCAUUCAUUCAUUCCAUGUUUACAUUUGCUCAUCAGAGGUAUGAAUGGAGAAACAAACAAACAAACAAUAAUUUGUUUGCAUUUAUUAUUAUUAUUAUUAACAAUAAAGCCAUUCUAACACUGUUUUGCGUUUCUUCUCAACUCUCUAUAUACAUAUGCAUAUAGAGUUGAGUGCUUUCUUACACCUUUAUCAUUAUCUAUAUUGCUUUUAUAUUGAAUUCAUAUCUCUUGAUUGAGGUUUUUCAUACUUGAUAAGGGUUUGUCUUUACUUGCAUUGCAGAAUCUUCUUCUUUUUUUUUUCUAAAAAAACAAAAAAAACUCUUAUUGCUCAAAUAUUUUUGUGUAUGUUUUACAUUUUUUUUGUUGUUGCUGUUUUGUUUUGUAACAUUAUCGCAUUUCUUACAUAAUCAAUAAACAAAAAAGGAAACUAAUUCAAGAUGAUCAAGUACAUAGGGAAUAAGAAAUUGUAGAACCCCCCUUUAUAUAUACAUGUUACUAACUGACAGUAAAUGAGAAUCAUUUACAUAAAUGUGUGUUUGUUUGUAUACGUGUGUGUGUGCGUGUGUAUUGAUGUGAAUUCUUUUAUAGAAAAAAAAAGUUAGUAACUAGGCACAAAAUGAUCAUGUAUCCCUUUUUUUUUUAAUACUCUUUAUCUUCUCCUUUUUUUAAAAAACAAUAUUGUUUUAUUCAUGAUAAGCAUUUUAAAUGCAUUUCAUUCUUAUUUCUUAAUUCACUUGCAUAUUUGUAUUCAAGUCUCUAUAUAUUCUUUUGUUUAGCUCUGGUAAACACUUAUGUGUACAGGCAUUUGGAUUACAGUUUUUGUUGUGCUUAUUUUAUUUUAUUUUUUGGUAUCCUUAUCAGAACAAAUUGUUUUCACAUUCGUUGUUGUUGUUCCUUGUUUUUCCUUUCUUGACCUGUUCUCUAUUGUUAUUCUUUAAUAAAUGUGUGCAUAGU
Molecule: messenger RNA, 5090 nt
Organism: Schistosoma spindalis
Lineage: Eukaryota; Metazoa; Platyhelminthes; Trematoda; Strigeidida; Schistosomatidae
Source: the annotation of a GenBank genome assembly